Molecule: messenger RNA, 528 nt
Organism: Pneumocystis murina B123
Lineage: Eukaryota; Fungi; Ascomycota; Pneumocystomycetes; Pneumocystales; Pneumocystaceae
Product: peptidyl-prolyl cis-trans isomerase
Exons: 5
Coding region: 40-528 (162 amino acids)
Biological process (GO): protein folding; protein peptidyl-prolyl isomerization
Molecular function (GO): peptidyl-prolyl cis-trans isomerase activity
Source: RefSeq, a predicted model, not a curated record
AAUUGGUUUUUGAUUAAAAUUAAGAGGAAAAUACUAAGAAUGAAAAACGUAUAUUUCGAUGUUUCUUCUGGAAAUGCGCCCUUAGGAAGAAUUGUUUUUAAAUUAUUUGAUGAUGUUGUUCCUAAAACAGCAGAAAAUUUUCGUGCAUUAGCUACAGGAGAAAAAGGAUUUGGAUAUAAGGGGUCUACAUUUCACCGUGUUAUUCCAAAUUUUAUGAUUCAAGGAGGGGAUUUUACUAGACAUAAUGGGACUGGAGGAAAGUCUAUUUAUGGAGAAAGGUUUCCUGAUGAGAAUUUCAAGUUAAAACAUGACAAGCCAGGACUUUUAUCUAUGGCAAAUGCAGGACCUAAUACAAAUGGGUCCCAGUUUUUUAUUACAACAGUUUCAACAUCAUGGUUAGAUGGAAGACAUGUUGUUUUUGGAGAAGUAAUUGAGGGAAUGGAUGUUGUUAAAAAAAUCGAAUCUUAUGGAAGUUCCAGUGGUACUCCGUCUGCUAAGGUAGUUAUUCAGGAAUGUGGAACAUUAUAA